AUGCGACUGAGGUUGUGGUUUCUAUUCCGGGUCUUGCUAGUAUUAGCUAUUAUAAGCUUUCUGUAUUUAUAUCUUAAACAUUCUGACGACCUCCCAGUCGAACAUGGUGAUGAGCCCUUGGUAGACUAUCACAAUUACAAUCUCAUGGGUGAGGAAAGGCAUCGCUCUGGUCCUGGCGAACAGGGUGCACCUGUUUACCUCUCUGGAGAAGAAAAGGAAUUAUCACAACGUGUAUUUACAGAAAAUGGCUUUUGUCGUGUUGUUAGUGAUAAGAUCGCCCUUGACCGGGCCAUACCCGAUCUCCGCCAUGAACAAUGCAGUUCCAAACGCUAUAGCAGAUACCUUCCAUCUGUAUCCGUUGUUAUACCGGUUUUUCAGGAGCACUGGACCACACUGUUGCGAACUGUUGUUACCGUGACUAAACGCUCUCCCCCUGGUGUUAUAAAAGAGAUCAUCCUUGUUGACGAUGGCAGUGUUAAGGACUUUCUCAAGGAUCGCCUUGACACGUACGCCAAAACAGAGUGGCCUCCGGGCUAUCUGAAAGUGAUCCACCACGAAAAGAGAGUUGGCCUCAUUGCUGCCCGUCUCACAGGUGCCAGAGCAGCCACUGGCGAUGUUCUACUCUUCCUCGAUUCGCACGUAGAAGCUGGGACCAACUGGCUCCCACCUCUGCUUGACCCUAUCGUCAAUGACUAUCGAACGGUCGUAUGCCCAUUUAUUGAUGUCAUCGAUCACGACACCUUUGAGUACCGCGCUCAAGACGAGGGUUGCCGUGGAGCGUUUGAUUGGAACCUAAAUUACAAGCGAGUUCCCCGACUGCCGGAGGACAAAAAUAAUCCCGCAGAACCCUUCGACAGUCCCAUAAUGGCGGGUGGUCUUUUUGCCAUCAGCGCGAAGUGGUUUUGGGAGCUGGGUGGCUAUGAUCCGGGACUGGCAAUUUGGGGCUGCGAACAGUACGAGAUAUCCUUCAAGAUUUGGAUGUGUGGUGGAAGAAUGGUGGAUGCACCAUGUUCUCGAAUCGGACAUAUUUAUCGAGGCAAAGCAAACUUCCCCAGUGCUAAUGCUGGCGACUUUUUGAGUAGGAAUUACAGACGCCUCAUGGACGUGUGGAUGGAUCAGUACAGUGAGUACGUCUACCAGCGACGGCCCCAUCUGAGAAACGUCGAUCCUGGUAAUCUCUCCGAGCAGCUUAGGCUGAAGAAGAAGCUGCACUGCAAAUCGUUCGACUGGUUCAUGAAGAACGUUGCCUUUGAUUUGACCAAGUACUACCCACCAGUGAUUCCAAUACCCGGUGCCACGGGGAAGAUCUACAUGGCUACGGACAAGAGCUACUGCAUCGCUCCCUCGUCACCUGAUGUAAUGACGCUGGUUAAAUGCACUGGAACUUUUGCCGCUUUUGAGCAUACCUGGCAUGAAGAUGUGAUGAUUAAGGGAACGGACGACUGCUGGGAUGUGCCGAACACGGUGCGGGGUGCGCCGAUAAAGCGGUUCGCCUGCCAUGGACAUAAGGGCAAUCAGCAUUUUAGACUGCAGUGGGUAAGUGGUAUAGACACCAACCCGGUGAUGCUGAGACACGUGCCCUCGAACAACUGUGUAGAGGCGGAGGUCGCGAAGAUGCGUGUCUACCUCGCGCCCUGCAACGACACUGUAUCCGCGCAACACUGGGUCUGGGAGACGGUCCAGUGGAAACGCGCCAAGAAACACGAAAAGGAGCUCCACCUGGAGCACUAG
Messenger RNA from Echinococcus granulosus, 1731 nucleotides. Its product is annotated as Putative polypeptide N-acetylgalactosaminyltransferase. Lineage: Eukaryota; Metazoa; Platyhelminthes; Cestoda; Cyclophyllidea; Taeniidae. Gene Ontology annotation, cellular component: Golgi apparatus. The transcript has 3 exons. The record is from RefSeq and is a predicted model, not a curated record. The coding region runs from base 1 to 1731 and encodes 576 amino acids.